Messenger RNA from Anopheles funestus (African malaria mosquito), 7090 nucleotides. Its product is annotated as GTPase-activating Rap/Ran-GAP domain-like protein 3. The transcript is spliced from 14 exons. Gene Ontology annotation, biological process: activation of GTPase activity; regulation of small GTPase mediated signal transduction. NCBI's taxonomy places the organism in Eukaryota, Metazoa, Arthropoda, Insecta, Diptera, Culicidae. Gene Ontology annotation, cellular component: cytoplasm. Gene Ontology annotation, molecular function: GTPase activator activity. The coding region runs from base 1514 to 5335 and encodes 1273 amino acids. The record is from RefSeq and is a predicted model, not a curated record.
UCGUUGCUGUAGCAGAUGGCAUUCGCGUUCGAUCGGCAAACGGUAACGGUUGUGUUGUGAGCAGCAGUACGAUUCUGUUCACAUCCGGGAAUGUGUUUUCGAUAGAGGGAACGCAUCAGAGCCCAUUCCGGUUCUAGGGCAAGGAGUUUUUGUUCUCCAGUGUGUUUUUGUGUGUGGAGUGUUACUAGACAGGAAAAAAUAGUGUCAGAUUUGUUUUCCGUUCUAUACAGUUCACACUAUUAUUUGUCCGCCGGAUAACGUGGCAGAAGGUAUUAUAUUUCGUUCCGUUGCCACAGCUGUUGCUCGUGCUCGCUAGAAAACGGCCCUGACCGUUAUGAGUCUUCUUUUUUUUUUUAAUUUAAUUUAUUCCCUUUUCCGGUUCAUUGCAAGCAAUCGAGCGUUUGUAUGUGUGUGUGUGUUUGCCUCGGGUGUUUUAUUUUUUAUUCGCUUUAGCUUUAAAAGAAACCACGUGGAAUAAAAACAAAAACGCUUAUGGUACGGAAAAAAGCAUCUCGCGUGGUCUAUUCUGUGGACUGGUUUAUGGUUAUUACUUUUGUCGAGCGCGGGUUUUCCCAGGGUUUUUUUAUACGAUUUUCAUUGUGGUUUUGUCUUAGUGAAGUUUUUUUUAACGAAGAGAAGGAUGCUGCACUGCGUUUGAAGUUACAACACAACUCUGUGAUGCACCAUAAAACGGUGGUGUUCGUCCAUCCGAUUAGUGACCGCACGCUGCACCCGCACCGCAACAUCCUAACCUUAUAAUCGUGAUUUAUGGUGUUGCUUUAAGAGCUUGUACUUGGUGGAACGUGUUCUACACUUUCCCUUCAGGUGUAAAGUGUUCAUCAUCACGACAUAAAACUCACCAAGCACCCAGCCACAAUCCCUGGCAAUCGUGGGAAUGUUUUGCGGUCGUGCGUGAGGUUGUGUAAUCCGCAACGCCACUGUGCACGUACAGGAAAUCAUCUGAUGCAGAAGAGAAUUGGUGAUUGAGUAGCCAGCCGCAGCUAAUUGCAAUGCUACUGCAAGCCCAUACACCGAGCCGAGAACAGUCCGCAUUUGUUGUGCAUUACCACGAAACGAAAGGAAAUCCUGUGGUGCAGAAAACAAAGGCACAUUAUGAUGGCAUGCAUCCGUGCACAAACAACUUCCACUGUUGAGCCGAGAGUUGGAGUUGACGCGGUGUGUCUUGUGGAGUGAGUUCACCAUCCAAAAAAAAAGUCACGAUCACGUGAGCUGAAUUUUGUAUGCGUUUUGGUAAAGUGAUGUUAGUGUUCUUACUUCACUCUUAUUUCUAGAACUGUUCCUAAUCAAAGCUGUCAUUUUUAGGGCGGAAAUAUUUGAUAGAUUUCAGUAGCUUAAUUUCCCACUACACCAAUUUUUGGUAGUGGCUCUGUGUGUUUUGCAACUGACAAUCAUUGUGUGGUGAGUGUGCAGGGUGUCAUUAAAAGCAAGUUACAUACCCCUUACUCCGUACAUAUCCGGCGCAGUACGUCGUCAGACCUCAUCACUAUUCAGUAUGGCGAGCGACGAACCGAACGCUCCCUCGCUGCUGUCACCCGUGUCAGGUACAGUGCCAAGCGCCGGAAGUUAUGCAAUACGCCAGCCACCGUCAGCUAGUAUCGUUACCAGCAACAGCACGGUAUCCACACAACCUGUUGCGGUCACAGCGGCAGCAAGCAACAAUCCUCCUAAUGGUCCGGCGGGUCCGGGCCAGCAAAGUUCACUGUCACCUCGCCGGCGGGCUCGGUUGCAGCGCUCGGAACGGCUACAAUCCGACCACUCCCAAUCGUCACCCUCGUACUCCUCCUGGGAGGCACUGAUACGGGACAGCUUCGGUCAGAUCGUUUGGCCCAUCCGCAUUACCAGCUGGGAGAUGGUACAGAACGAACGAACGAGUGGAAUUGGUGGUGCCGCAAGUGGUAGCGGGUUUAUGGCUGGAGGUCGUAAUGCUUCCUACCAUGCGACCGAUUACGUUGCAGCCAGUACCUCGGCCACAGAGCUCAUAUCGAGGCGUGGCGUCUUCUCCAGGCGCCAUUACGGAUCAGUGGACCAGCUACCACAGUCAGAGAUUGAUGGAUUGGAUCCUAACUGUCGACGGUUUCGGUUGGAGAAUGGUGAAUCAUUAGCCGAGAAGGAUGAGGUUUUUGGAUCCCCAAGCAUUCCCAUCCUGGAGAACCCGGAACAUCAAACACGAUGGUACUUCAAGUAUUUUCUGGGAAAAUUACAUCAAAACUAUGUUGGAAUCGAUUCGGAGAAGAAUCCUUACUUUCUCUCGAUUGUCUCGCAGGAUUCAGGAAGCAAGUGUAUGCCGCUGUACCGUGUUAUGCUGUUCCGGAAACAGGGUGCACAGAAACUUGCUCUACCGUACAACCCGCAGCAAAAGCUCACGGUGAAGCAGAUACUAUCCAACUUCACGCUGAUGGACUCGAACAAAUCGCCAAAGGAAAUCUUUUCCGCCGACAUCCAGAAGGAUCUGCUGCUGCUGGAGGAACAGGAGGGCUCGGUAAACUUUAAGUUCGGCGUAGUGUACAUGAAGGCAGGCCAAAAGUUAGACGAUGAAAUGUUGAGCAAUGAAUCCGGAAGUCCGGAGUUUGACGAUUUUCUUACACUGUUGGGUGAAAAAAUUCGGUUAAAGGACUGGGAACGGUACCGUGGUGGGCUCGAUGUGAAAGGUGACAUGACGGGAAAGUACUCCAUCUACACGCUCUACGAGGGACACGAGAUAAUGUUCCACGUAUCGACGCUGCUACCAUUUAGCCGAGAUAAUCGACAGCAGGUUGAACGGAAACGGCACAUCGGUAACGAUAUCGUCAACAUCAUUUUCAUCGACGAAGCGUCCUCUGGCGAAGAGACGGAGUUCAUACCGAACAACGUAAAGAGUCAAUUUACGCAUGUGUUUGCCGUCGUGACCAAGCGUGGUACGCGCUACCGGUUAGCGGUCUAUUGCGAUGAAACGGUACCACCCUUUGGCCCUACGCUGCCCAAUCCGCCCGAGUUUGAGGAUCCGGCCGUCUUCCGGGACUUUCUGCUGGUGAAGCUGAUCAACGGCGAGAAGGCCACCUUUCAAACGCCGACCUUUGCAAGGAAGCGUGAACGGACGCUGGAAAUGUUGAUAAAGGAUCUGUACGAAGAGUAUGUGCACGACAAUAAAAUGAAUAUGCUUAAUAGACGAGCAUUUUCCGAAGUUCUUUACGAUGCACCUCGCACCUCGAAGCUAAAGGAAGACGCCCGCCAGGUGGAGUUUGUACGUAUCGGUCAAGCACUCAAGCUGGAAGCCAUCGUGCGGGGUGAUGCUCCGACCAGUAUCGCAUCGGCCGGUACAGUCUUCAAGCGUCCACCCUGGGAACCGCACUGUUUCUAUCCAACGUUCCAACCACGGAACGACCUGGUCGGGGAUAGCUGGGGCCAGGAUCAACUAUUUCUCGCCUCAGACGAAGGUACAUAUCUCAUCAAGGAGGACCAAACGCAUCGGGUCGUAUUCGACAAGACGCUCUGCGUGAAGCAACUGAACGUGGUGGAAGAUCAUGGCAUUAUGCUCGUACGCGGUGGAUCUGCACUCCAGAAAGAUGGCCACCGGAUACAUGUGUUUCGGUUGAACGAGUUUUCGGACGAUCGAUUGGUGCAGCGAUCGCGCAUAGACGUGAAGGAGCGGAGGAUCGAGAAAACGCGCGGUUGCCAUCUGUACGCGAUAUCACGUGCGGGUGAGGCACAUCUGCGAAUGGCUGUAGCCGUUGGACGAAAGCUAUUGAUCUACCAGUGGAAACACACGGCAGCCUGGACGUCCUGGUGUCCGAACAGUGACAAUGAUACGGUGGAAGGGUUUCUGUUUCUGAAGGAGAUUCAUCUGCACGAUUCACCGACGAUCAUGACGAUUUUGGAGGGAUCCUGUCCUAAUGCGGGUCUGCUUAUAUGUGUCGGUUAUCGCCAUCACUUUGAGAUAGUGUCCGAGCUGACGGGGCAUGCGACGAAGCUGCACGAAACGGAUACUUUGAAGCGUACCCAAACACAUCUUGUGGCCGCACUUGAUCUUUACGACGGUCAAGACACUGAGCUGCUGCUGUGUUACAAUCAUACCUGUCACUUCCAGAAGCUUUCGGAGGAAUGUAACAACAGUACCGAGUUUGACUUCCAAUUUAAUACGCCACCAUCUUCGGUUGUUUGUGCGUUUCCGUACAUAAUUGCGUUUACACCGGAUACGAUGGAGAUCCGGCUGCUGGUUAAUGGCAAUCUGGUGCACACGGUUACGAUGGCCGAGUUGCAGCUGGUUACUUCCAAGAAGGAUAUCUUCUUCGUGACGACCGCUCCCGAGUUCAUUCCCAAAGGUGCCAAACUGCGUGGUCUCGAUGCGGAAGAUCACGAGCAGAUGAACAAACCCAGGAUCGAGGAGAGUCGGGUCGUGCCUGAGGAUGAUUCAUCUACGAGCCCGGGACGCAGUAGACUGAGUUCGGAUGAGGAGAAUUCUUCAGGUGCUCCCGCACCGACCCAAGAGUCGGAACAGUCCGAACCCAGCAAGGAAACGAGUGGUGGUGGACUAACCACACCUCAGAUUCAGCGCGCAAAAUCAUUACAAAACCCCAAACCUGAGUCGGAAGUCAGCAAGCCUAAGGAGGUCACGCUCUCGGUGGACGAUCUGAAGCGACCUAUAUCCAAGAGCAACUCGUACGGUGAAGCCGGUUCGUCUUUUUCCAUACCGACGACAACCUGUAGCAAAGAUUUGGCGAAACAUUUCGGUGCUCAACCGCUACCAAACACUAAGGACCUUUGUCGACACUUUGGGGAGGCGUCCGUGCCGCCGAACUCGCCACGUAAUAGCACGAUCGUGAAGGGUACAUCGCCCAGUUCGCCGACGCGUAAAUCCUUCAUCCGGCAGCCCACGCUGAACCUGGGCAAAUCGCAAACGAACGAAGGCGAAACGUCACCGUCGAACGGAUCCUCCAACAGCAAACCGUUGCGCAUCUACCGUAUACCGCUGACGAACCUGACCGGUACCCACGUCCAGUCGCAUCAUUAUCACUAUCCAAGCAAUGAUCCUGCCAAAAAGCCGACAGCCAUCGCUACCAAGAUGCAUCCGAGUGCGGCCAUUGCGGCUGCGGUCGUAACUCGACCGAGUGAAAGUGCUCAGGAGCGUGUCCGUCAGCUGCAGUCCUCCAACGAGGAGGACGAGGAUGGUAUGUCACCGUCGGAUGAAUCGCACGGUGAGCUUGCGGAGGCUACCGAGGUGAGCGUUCCACCAACGCUAAGCAUCUUCGAUCAGAUCCAGCAGGAUCUGCAGGAGCUUAGCAUGAAGGAUAAGCACGAGCAGGAUGAGCUGUGCAGUUCGGUCCUAACGCCACUGUAAACGGGGAGCAUCGAUCCAUUCGACCAGAUAUACACGCAUCUCUUGCUGCCACUGACUGUUUUAGGAAGGUGUAAAUCGGGAAGCUACUACACUUCACAAGACGAUCUUCAGUACACAAAGACACACACACACACAUAUACAUAUAUACUAAGGCUACAACACUAAGCAAAUGGUUUCAUCAUUAAGCGCGCAUGCGUUUUGUUGAUGUUAGGUAAGCAAAAUUGCGCAAAAAGGCGGUGAUCGUGAUCACGUUAUACUGUACUGAGAUGUAGUAGCAGGAAGGUCUAAAAUCUAAGCGCAAACCAUUAUCCUUAAAGCAGGGCAUACAUGGAACUGAUUUAUCGUGUCAUGUUUGGGGGAGGACAACACUUGCUGCAGCGUUGUUCGUGUUCAUCGCAUUCACCACAUUUGGGAAUGGUGGACGGUCGUUUAUCCCGUCCGCCGUUAGAGUUUUUGAAAUGGUUCAUGGUUCCGAUGUUCGGUUUCGAUGCUGGCACCUUUUUUCCUUAGGUCGGGAAGGAUCAAUUCAACUGAGCCCCUUGAAUUGGUCACGUUCACCAGCGAGCGUUGGAACAUCCGAACCAAAACAAUUUCUUGUGUUGAGUAUUUUUAGCUGCGAAGUAUGGUUGACGGCUGGGACGUGGGAACACACUAAUAUCGACCGGCGAUUGUGAGAACGUGUUGUUCGAUUAUCGAUAAUUACUAACUGAAUUACUGUAGCACUAAAUAACCGAGUUACACACUACAUACUAGCAGGAUAACUAAUACUAUAAAAAACACGGUAUCGCAAAUGAAAGGACAGUAAAAAAUGGCAGACUGUUGAUUAGGAAAUUGACGUGGCCGAAGCUCACGGAGGCGUGGUUGAGGAAGCGUGAAGAAAAGUGUUUUAUGUACAAGCAGAUAAGCAGUGUAGCUGCCGCCAUAUUUGAACUAGUGCUCAUCACAAAUAUUAAGUAGGAUACAUAUAUAAAGAGAAAUCAUGAUAUACACAUGUCUAUGACAGGAUCAACCACAGAAAGAACUGUCCUUCACACCCAAAGAAACAAUAAACCAAAAACAAAAAUACAUUGGUUUGAUCCUGUCGGAUGUUUCAGCUCCACACAAAGACACCUGGAAGAGAAGAGCAACGCCGGCGUUAUCUAUUUAUCUUCUCUGGUGAAGCCCCUCCAAAAUAAUAUUACAAACUCACACACACACACUCCCACACACAGGCGGCAUGUUGUUUCCCUGUUUUCUUGCGCUGUGAAAUUUAAAAGAAAAACACAUAAACCAGAUUAAUGUUAGUAAACGAUAUACAAAGCAAAACAAAACUAAAACAUGUUGAGUAGGGAGAGUUGUUCUAUCUAGAAGUUGUGUCCUCUACCACAUUGGAAUCUAUCACGUCCGAUCCGUCGAAUGAUGCUGGAAGUGUUGUAUACAUAAAACAAAAUGGAUAGUAAUGGAAAACAAUACAGACAAAAGUACACGAAACUUGAUAAAACUAGACAACACACAAACAAAGCUAUAUCGUUACAUCGUUGAAAUGAUGCAAACCAAAGAGAGAAACAAACGCACAUAUUACCGAAACCGUAUUUACUUGCUAGAACUAUUACUAUGCUACUUAUUUACAAUUCACUAUAGCGCCUACAUCCGUUGGCCCACAACUGGGAUGCGAAAGGGAAGGUCACAGUUUUAUUGGUGUCGGUGAUGAGUGUGUCCACUCAAGCGAACCACAGACAAAGCAAAUAAAGGGUUUUAGUUUAGUUGAGCGACUUA